AUGGACUCUCAUCACAACCCAGACACUGUCAUGACUGACGAGCAGCUUGCUGCUGGGGAGGAAACGAUCACCGACCUCGGCGAUUACGUCCUCGAAGAUCUCCCCGACGGCGUUCCGCCGGAACUUAACGAAGAGCCUGCUGCUAAGAAGCAGUGUGGCGAAGGGACCUCCUCUGGUGCUGCUGGGGCUAGCGCUCCUGCUGCUGCGCCGCUGGUGCCGCAGCCGAUGCAGCGCUCUAACUCUUCCGGUAGCUCCGCGGCCAUGGCCCCCUCGUCGUCUCGUCCGUCGGCCCCACCAAGGCCGAGGUCUGCUCCGCCCUCUCGGCCGCAGCCUCCUGUCCAGGAAGCCGCGGUUGAACAGCCUUCAGCCGGAACUGCCGCCAACCUCUCCCUGUCGGUGCGAUACCGCAACCUCCGCCGUCACCGCCCCUCCGUGGGUACCGAGCUCCGGUCCCUGACGCGCGACCCGCUGCUACUGGUUGCGGUGAUGUUUCCGGAGUGCUCUGAGGAGGUUCGGGAGAGUAUCCUCUCCCGGAUCGCCGCUGCGCUCCCCGGCUCUGCUGCCUUCAACCGUGCUGUCCCGCAGUUUGACGCGGCUACGGGUGAGCCGCUGCUCUUGCCGCGCAGGACGUAUUUUCGGCACAUCUACUCCUGGACCUCCGCUGCUGACGCACGCAUCUUCCGCGGGCUGUUUGCGGUUCCUUUCCUUGUGCGGUUGAACAACAGCCGCCCAAUCGAGCCCGAAGAACUGCGCGCCUCUCUGCUCAGCGGCAAAACCGAUGAUGAUUUGCCGUGGCUUGCGGAUCUCCUGCAUUUUCACCGGCUCAAGGACCCUUAUGACGGCUCGGCUUACUCGCAGAUGCUUGGACUCCCGGUUGCGGCCGAAGGAGAUCCUUCCUUUAACCGCAUCUCGGCUAUCCUCUGGAUCCCGGACCAGGAGGAGCCCGCCUUCCUCAACAUAUCAUGCCACGCGUGCACCCUGUGCUCAAGCAACCACAGGCUUGAGGAUCACGCAUGCUUCGCCAUCACCCGACGCAACCGGGUCGCCAACAGGCAAUCCAUCACCAUGUCUGCGCUGCAGGCGGUUAACGUUCCUUCCCUCGCUGCACUUGUCUGCUCCCUGCUACCUUCGGCUCUGGUCUGGUUACCCCCCCUUCCCUGCUUCCCCCUUUCCACUCUCCCUGCUCCUUCACCCCCCCUCUCCCCAGGCAAGCUCCUUGGACAGCACGCUUCCACGGCAGCUUUCAAGAAAGACCCCGGCCUGCUCCUCAUUAGCCUUGACCUCGACGUGGAGGUGUGGGCGUGUUCGAUCUGCGACUUCGUGUGCGGCAUCGCUCUCGACAGCGCGAUGUUUCACCUCAACUCCGAUCAGCACCGCAACAGGCUGAAGGACCCUGUAUCAGAAUAG
This is a messenger RNA of Closterium sp. Yama58-4, 1407 nucleotides long. The record is from the annotation of a GenBank genome assembly. NCBI's taxonomy places the organism in Eukaryota, Viridiplantae, Streptophyta, Zygnematophyceae, Desmidiales, Closteriaceae.